Punctularia strigosozonata HHB-11173 SS5 is the source of this 852-nucleotide messenger RNA. RefSeq lists its product as uncharacterized. The transcript has 6 exons. The record is from RefSeq and is a predicted model, not a curated record. NCBI's taxonomy places the organism in Eukaryota, Fungi, Basidiomycota, Agaricomycetes, Corticiales, Punctulariaceae. Gene Ontology annotation, cellular component: cytoplasm. Gene Ontology annotation, molecular function: glutathione transferase activity. The coding region runs from base 53 to 784 and encodes 243 amino acids.
CAGGGAGCACUCGCAUUUCAAGUUCGCGAUCGCACCCACCGACCUUUCGGAUAUGUCCGAGCAAAUCACCUUGUACACCGCGAAGAUCUGUCCUUACGCGCAUAGAACCGAAUUGGCCCUCGAAGAAGCCGGCGCUGAGUACGAAAAAUACCAGAUUGACCUGCAGAACAAGCCUGAAUGGUAUGCGCCCCUAAUAAACCCUGCAAGCAAAGUUCCGGCGAUCACCUAUGGCGGUCCCAAGGUUGACCCUGCGACUCCGUCGCCCGAGUCGGCGAAGAUUGCCGAGUCUCUCGUGUUGGUCGAGUUCUUCGCGGACCUGUUCCCUGAAUCGACCAUCCUGCCUAAAGAUCCUUUGAGUCGGGCUCGAGCGCGCUUCUUUGUGGAAGUGGUUUCCUCCAAGUUGAUACCGAGGUACUACGCCUUCGGCAUGCGGGGAGAGUCGUACGAGCCCCUGCUCCAAGCUUUUGAGGAGGUGCAGCGUCUGCUCCCCAACGACGCCAAAUACGCCGUCGGGGACGACUUCACGCUGGCGGAUAUCGCACUUUUGCCCUUCAUCGCAAGAAUGUGGAUCAUGUUCGAGAACGACAUCGGCGGCUUCCCUCCCGGCGAAGGGCGGAAGUUCAUCAACACAUUGCAGACCGAUCCGAAGUAUGCGAGGAUCAACCAGUACAUCGCCGAUGUCACAGCGCGUCCUAGUUUCCUGAAGACAUUCGACAAGGCCUAUGUCACCAGCGCCUUCGCCACGAGGUUUGGCCAUCUUAGGGCGCAGAAACAAGUUGCUUGAGCUGGUUUGGUGAUAUGUUCGUAUAUGAAACCUGGGACCGUUAGUUAUGCAAUACGUUUGGUGACUCG